UUAAAACGUUGCGCGUCCGGCGUACCUGUAUCGCAUAUCGAACGCAUUCGAACGCCGCUUUUCGCCCGAUACAUCGAUAAUAUAUCGCGGAAUUUGAAUCGGGAAGAGGAUUUUUCCGCACUGGACCCAUCGUACCGGCGAUUUUUAGUUCGUGACUUUUUCGGGGAAAUUUAUUGAUAGCCAAAAGGGGAGUCGAUUUAAUGUGGAUAUGUUCGGAUUUCUCUGUGCCUUGUAUAUGGAUUAUUUCUCUAAUGGAUAGUUGAUUUAGAUAAUGCCAUCGCAAAAUGCCAGUCCUACUUCUAAGAGAAGACUCGUCCACCUCGCUGUCCGCAUUGGUGGAGAAAGCCCAAAGGAAGACUCCGCCGCUUCUGGAAUACGACUUGCAGCUCAAUAACAGCCAUCUCGACUUAGUGCUCCUAUCCAAACCGGACAGGAAAAUAAAUUUACCCACCCAAGACGAAGGAUUCGAAUCCGACAUCGACAGUUUAUCCAUAGUUUCCAGCGACAAUGACAGCUUCACGAUAGAAAAACUAACGGAAAAUGAUUCGAAACCAACCACAGAGACUGAUUCCGCCAACGGUUCGUCCAGCUCGGAUUCCGACACCGAAACCUCGGACGCUAAGCUUCCUUUCGAACCAGAAAUCGCUAAAGAAUCCUUCAAUCUAGUCGACUGCGUCUGCUACACCGACGUCAAAUGCACGGAUAUCCUGAUUUUCGUCAUCAAAAACGAAGCGCUGGUGUUCAAAUUCGAAAAAGUAGGAUUCAUGAAGAAUUUCUACACGAACUUCACCACAUUGAAGGCCGUCGCGAAUCAGAAAGCCUACGGGAAAAACCUUGCGACCAGGUUCAAUUUACUGCAGAGGACUGAUCAAAACGGAGUAACGCACAUCGAAAUAACUAAAGAGGCUGAUACCAGACGAGCGAAAGACGAAGGUCCCAGUAGCAUAAUAAGCAUCACCAAUCCCAACGAUAUAUUAGAUAAACUAUCGAAAACCAAACUCAAAGGCGUCAACUCCAGGCAACGGGUAGAAUCGCAAAUCAUCAAAGACCUCAAAUACAACACGGUCAAUUCCAAAUCGAAGUUAGUAACAAAAUCCAAUUCGAUCGAAAACAUUCUGCACUUGGACGACACCAGUUCAAAUCUAGUCAAUGAAGAUAGCAAUUUGAAGAAAAUUUGGAACAGCGCCGAAGACCUUCUGGACGCGCCCAAACGCCCGCAACGACGAAAAAAGGGCAAAGCUCCCCAACCGCCCGUUGCCCAACCGCCCAAAGACGUCUUCAGCGGCCAGUUCGUCAGGGUAAGCGUCAACUUCGAUCCAGUCAGGGAUUUGGACAAGACGAGGUUGAUCAUCAAGAGCUCGCUCAACGAGCCCCAUCCGAGGAAGCUGCAGAAUUUCAAUCUGUUGAGCAAACCCGGACUCACGUCGAUCCUCAGACCGAAGGAGAAGCAAAUCCUGAAGUACGAGCCCAAGAAAUUGGACGCUGUUUUGAAGAAAAACAAAGUACUGGACAAUUGGACGAGUUCGAUGCCGAGGCUGCUAAAGAAGCCCAAAAGCGGGUGCGAAACAACCAGAAACUUCAUACCGAUGGCUUACAGAUAUAUAGACACCACGCAGGAUUAUCCUCUUUCGUACAGCUCCAAUCACCUGAUAGAAAGAGGAGACGGGCAUUUCUCCAGUCACAGUCCGAACAUGGCGCUCUCCAAUUAUCUCAGAGGCGACAAUUCCGCGCAAAACAUCAACAACAGGCUGUUCGGGCUCAGCCCGAAGUUGAGGGAUUUCGCAGAUGAUGGCAACGACGCCAAAUGGAGCAUUAGCGACAAAAAUAUCAUUGUCACUAAAGAUAACAAUUUGAAGAGCGUUAUCAAACACAAUAAAGACGAUAACGCCAGAAAGAAGAACGAUAAAAAAGUUACUUUCAGUGCAUACACUACCGUACAAGUUGUUUGAUUGGAAUUGUGGUUUUGAUGAUUGAUAAUGGAAUGUGCAAAAUAUGUUUGUUAACCGUAAACAUUGGUACAAAUCGGGGUAAAUUUUAUUUCUGAAUACUGGCUAAGAUUAUAGGCUUGUAGACGUAUUUUUACUUCUUGUGCAUGGUCUGAUAUUCUUAAUUUUUCUGAGCUUAUUUUUUUAAAUUCCUUACGAAACGUCUUAUUUAGAGGUCGAAUGUUGGUUUUAAUUUCAUAUUUUUGCUCGAAAAUAUGAAUUUUAUCUUUCCGAGUUUUUCUAAUUUAAUUUUCGACUUCUCGAAUCACCACCUGAAUCCAAAUUAACUGUUACUAAUUAUACAAAAGCGUCUGCAUAUUAAUUUUUAAUCAAUUUUCCAACCAUCAACCACUAUUUUUCUACAUAACGCCGAAUUUGACCAGCAAAUACAGAAGGAAAUUGUUUUUACGAAUCGACGACUUGUACUUUGAAACAAUUCGUGUUUAACAAAGUUUUUGCGAAAUUAAUUAUAAUCUUAUAUAAAUUUUUAGUAGCAUAAGAAAUGAGACUUAAAUGUACCAUAGUGCAAUUCUAGAGUAUCUGCGGUUGUUUUAUUUUAGCUACUUCUUGAGGUGGUAACUUAGAUUUUACCCCACUUAAAACACCCGUAGCAAUUCUACAUGCAAUUUUUUUAUGUAUAUUGUUC
Messenger RNA from Phyllotreta striolata, 2631 nucleotides. The record is from the annotation of a GenBank genome assembly. Lineage: Eukaryota; Metazoa; Arthropoda; Insecta; Coleoptera; Chrysomelidae.